This is a messenger RNA of Rhagoletis pomonella (apple maggot), 3512 nucleotides long. RefSeq names its product ralBP1-associated Eps domain-containing protein 1 (gene Reps). Gene Ontology annotation, biological process: endocytosis; endosomal transport. Gene Ontology annotation, molecular function: calcium ion binding; protein binding. The transcript is spliced from 10 exons. Bases 319 to 3267 code for a protein of 982 amino acids. Gene Ontology annotation, cellular component: plasma membrane; cytoplasm. The record is from RefSeq and is a predicted model, not a curated record. NCBI's taxonomy places the organism in Eukaryota, Metazoa, Arthropoda, Insecta, Diptera, Tephritidae.
UGACAAUUUGUCGUGAGAAAACGUUGAUGAAUACAAGGAUCGUAAAGUUCGCAUAAUUCGCUACAAAAAAAGGUGUUUUAUUUUACCAAUCUUACAGAUUUGUCGUGAAGAUAUAUAAAACACAGACAAAUCUUUCAACAGAGAUAUUUUCUUAGUUAAACUAAGCCAGGCAGCUGCAACGCACUCAGUUGGGGCGAACACGAGACAUAUACUUGCAAAAGGAUUUUGGAAUUAGGCUUCGUGCCGUAGUUUCACCUUUGGUACUUUUACAGCAAUUACGCACCGACAGCAACAAGUAACAUAAUCGAGAGUCCAUCAAUGGAGGUGUACCUCAAUGAAACCGAGUCGCGUUAUUUUGGCGACUUGUUUUUAUGUUGUGACGUGGAAAAAGCUGGUAAAAUACCCAUGAUGAAGGCGAUGGAAUUAUACCAUUCAGCAAAUAUUCAAAGUGACAUAGUAAUGGAGAUUAUUGCUCUUGCCGGCAUACCUACUACUUCACUGCACAUUUCACGUGGACAGUUUUAUUCAUGUUUAAAGCUCAUUGCUGCUUACCAGGCUGGAAUGCAACUUCGGCAAGAGGUCAUUACUUCAUCUGUAUCAUUGCCUUUGCCUCGAUUCAGCUGGAGAGAUUCGCCAAGCGGCAUGGGUCCAAACACAGCAGCAAGUAUUUCCACAGCUUACCCUUCCGUAAAUGGAUCAAAAGCAAUGCCGCCUCCACCAGUAGCUGAACGAAAAACUUCUUUACCUCACGGAUUAAAUGAUUGGAAGAUGGGCACCUCUGGAAGCAGCUCCCGACAGAAUUCUGGAAGCUUUCAACAUUUCCAAAAACAACCUGAUUCUGAAAUAAAUUCAGACAUUCCAACUACGGAUUCAGAAGUUGAUCAAAAUGAGUCAAGCUGUGGUGAUGGUGCAGGUCAUGUUGUUGACAGUGGCAGUAGCGGGCGUGAAACACACCGUCACCGUGGUUCACCAGAAGCAUGGAGUACCAACAGCGAUAGUCCCACCCCAACAAACAGUGUUGCAGAACGCCAGUGGGCCAAAGAAACAUUAUGGCAGGGCUUGUUAGGAGAUGAGCAUCGGCAGCUUCUGGGCACAGAAGAAGAAUCAUCUGAUCGUCAUAGUAGUGAGGAUGAAAACGACGCUGACUUGAAUAGCGUAUACCAAAUUACGCCUGAACAACGUGAUUAUUACUAUAAACAAUUCAAAGCUGUACAACACGAUAAUAACGGAUUGCUCUCUGGUCAAAUUGCUAGAAUAUUUUUCGAGAAAUCUAGAAUUCCGGUAGAAGAGUUACGCCACAUUUGGCAACUGUGCGACGUAACUCGUGAUGGAGCAUUGAGCUUAGCUGAAUUUACUGCUGCAAUGCAUUUGGUUGUGUUGAGACGAAAUAAUAUACCUUUACCAGCAGUGCUACCAUCCUGCUUGCAUCCGAAUAUCUUGCUGCAUAGUUCACAGAACGCGACUGCAAACUUACUCCUUCAAGAGCCCCCGGAAGCGGAUUUGUUGCAUUUAAAUGAUGAUGAUGAAGAAGAAAAAACUGAUAACACGGUCAUUGUUACAAAUACUACAACUCAGACUCGCGUCAAUGACAAAAACGCUAUGAAUAUAAGCACUCUGUCGUCAUCGUCACAGACGAGUGCAGGUUCCAGACAGGGGAAUCAUGGCUCAUUAACAUCUUCUUCCUUGCCAACUCUAACAAAGCAUCGUAGUAUAUCGAAUUCACCAGUAGCUGAACCCAAUGAUACAACUCCUAAUUUGGCAGUUGCUACUACUACUUUAUCUAAAGUAAAAGAUAUAAAUUUAUGGGGCCCUGUGGACUUACCACCUACACAGUGGACUAAGUUCACGGAAUCCCCUACAUCUAAUGUCUCUAGUCCCGGUCCGAAACCAGUAAAUUUUGAUAUGCAACGAACAGCACAAGCGGUGGUAUCAGACCCUCAAAUCUUACAUCCUGUGGCGUUACGUGUUACCCCCGUUGGUUCAGGCCUUGCGAGUUCAGUAAUUGCUGCAGAAACUGUCAACCAAGAUACAAGCGAUUUAUCUAAUCAACAACAACAAGAUGGAAGCUCCAAGCAAGUUUCACAAAGCUCUUCUAAUAUAAUGACCGCAGGUUCCAAUAAUAAUAUCAGCACCGCAAAUGUGAUAAUGCAUAAUCGAGAGCUCCUUCAGAAUAACGAUUUAAGAGCAAUACAACGUCCACAAGCAAAAAAGUUACCAGCAAAAAAUAUUGGAGCUUUGCCGCCACCACCACAAAGGGAAUCCAGCGUAGGUAAUACAGGAAGUGCUUCAGGAAUCUCAAAUACUUCUUACUCAAGUGCAAUGAAUCCCACUGUUAGUGGAGACAGCAAUGAAGUGAGUAAUAGCAGUCAACACCAGCAGACAUUACAAAAUAAAAAUGAUCCACCGCCGUUGCCACCUCCAAGGCCACACCGACAUGGUCGGAGUAGCAGUUUGGAUUUAAAUAAAUUUAAAGCAUGCGGACCUGUUAACCAACAACCCGAGAUGACAGCACAAGCAAGUUUCGACUUCCAGACUUCUACUGGUUUUGCUGAUUUUACUCAUUUUGCGGUCGUUGAUGCGAAAAACAUAUCUUCGGAACAACAGUAUUCCUUACCGCCAGGAAAAUCGACGGCUAGGGCACCAACGGCUACAGCAAUGGCUGUUAUGCCACCAACACGAUACUCCUUACAACAAACAAAUCAGCGUGUUUCGGCAUUUGAGGUGUAUCGAAAGCCAAACACGCCACACAAUUCGUUAUCACCCACAGCAAAAGAUUCUGAAUUGCAAAAGCAACCUCGUUGUCAGACACAGCGCAAUUAUGCAACUCAACCCAUACAACCGCCACCAUCCAUGCCUACGCCAUUUGGAGCUCUCGGGGCUAGCGCAAUAGCACUUCCUCCACAAUUGGUUGCAUUACCUAAUGCUGAUCUAUUCGAAAAACGGGUAAAUGACAUUAGCGAGACGUUAAGACAUGUAACAUUUAAGCAGAAUAACAGUAUGGGUGAUAUACUGCAACAUCUGCGUGAGCAAAAUAACCUUUUGUUACGUUUGUGUAAUGAUCUAAGUGAUGAAUUGCUGUCAGUACAGACACGAAAACAAGAAUUGCGAAUGAAAGUUGAAGCACUACCAUUAACUGAGACAUCCGUUAUAAGCAACAUACAACAGCAAUCGCAGCUAGGAACACGAGCUAGCUCGACCAUUUCAGCCCCAGUUACAGCAAAUAUUACCGGCGGUUCGGGAAGCUCUGCAGUGCAUGCAAAUGUAUAAGCCCAAUAUACAGCAUAUAAAAAAGAUAGAUUUGUUAUCAUCGCAUACAUACGUAUGGCGUAUACGAAGUAUUGCACGCCAACGACUGUAUUCUUUACUAUUGAGAAAAAGUACCAGAAGGUUUUAAAAACACGUAUUCUCAUGUUAUUGUAAGUUGCAAAUAACAUUCGCAGAGCCAAUGUUAAUAAAUUGGUUGAUGGGUCUGUACCAGUAUUCUCUUAGAAUAAACAAAUUUAGCUGUUUAA